AUGGAUUUAGCAAGACAGGUUUUUAAUCAUUUGAGAAGAAGAGAUGUUGGGGUUUGGAAUGCACUUAUAGGAGUUAUGUCAAAUGGGUGCUAUAGAGAAGCCUUGGACUUGUUCCAAGACUUGGAAAUGGAUGGGUUCGAUCCGGAUGAAACAACACUGAUUAGCACGUUAACUGCUUGCCGGCAUAUCGGAGAUCUGAAUGUUGGAAAGAAGAUUCAUAAAUGCAUAGAAGAGAAGUGCAUUCAUGGGUAUGCACAAGAUGCACUUGAUCUAUACGAAGAAAUGUUAGGUACUGGUUUGAGGCCAGAUGGUGUCACAUUUGUGGGUGUUUUAUGUGCUUGUAGCCAUGCUGGAUUAAUUGACCAAGGGCUGCAUUACUUUCAGUCCUCGAUGAAUACCUAUAAGAUUUCUCCUACUGCUGAGCAUUAUGGAUGCAUCAUAGACCUCCUUAGCAGGUCAGGACGCCUAAGCGAAGCAUAUGAAAUCAUGCUCUAUGAAGAGUCAACCAAAUCCAAUUAUUUGGAGGGCACUCUUAAGUGCUUGUAG
Molecule: messenger RNA, 546 nt
Organism: Papaver somniferum (opium poppy)
Lineage: Eukaryota; Viridiplantae; Streptophyta; Magnoliopsida; Ranunculales; Papaveraceae
Product: pentatricopeptide repeat-containing protein At4g18840-like
Exons: 2
Coding region: 1-546 (181 amino acids)
Biological process (GO): RNA modification
Molecular function (GO): protein binding; RNA binding
Source: RefSeq, a predicted model, not a curated record